AUGACUCAAGGUGGAUAUCGUGCAGGCAAGUCCUCAGAUAGGAGUAAGACUGCUAAUCAUGCAAUAACUCCUUCUAUUCUAGCUCCAGUUCUUGAACAGGAUGAUACCACUUCUAUUCUUAUCAAUCUGUCAUCCAAUCAAACACUACUGCCCAAUAGUACAUCAUUGGUUCAAAUGUUGGGAGAAAGAAAUACCCCGAUCAUUUUUGAGACAUCUGUUGUUACACCUAACCAAAGCAGCCCAACAAGCGAGAAUAUGAAUUUUCAAAGCAACACAGCAGCUGAGGGAACAUCUAGUCAGAGAAAUGUAUCGGGUUUAGCUGAUUUCAAUUUUAGCAAUGGCUGGACCCUUAUUUAUCUAACUUCUUCAGGGUUGGAACCUUCUUCAAAAUGCUUUAGUUUCAUUACAUUAUCUUUCAAAAGUGAAGUUGAUCUCAAUGUGAUCAAUCUGAAAGGUGUCUCAAAAGAUGUCAAAUAUGAUUAUUUUGGAGAGUUCAAGAAGAAAUUCAAUUGGGAUGCUUCUGUUAGUGAAGAAGUGGUGAUGCAACAAUGGUUGAAGAAAGAUACAUUAUGCUACAAGAAUUUCAUUUCUAAUAUCAAGAAACAUAGAGCUACAGUUCAACCAGAAUUUGUAAAUGGCCAUGUGUGA
Molecule: messenger RNA, 648 nt
Organism: Capsicum annuum
Lineage: Eukaryota; Viridiplantae; Streptophyta; Magnoliopsida; Solanales; Solanaceae
Exons: 3
Coding region: 1-648 (215 amino acids)
Source: RefSeq, a predicted model, not a curated record